AAUGUAUUGUCACAUAUUUAUGUUUUGCACUUUGUUAAUUGGUUCGAACUGCAAAAAAAAGAAACCCGACAAAGAAUUUUCGAUUGCAAACUUGCUGUCGGGCAUGGAUCCUAGUGAACAACUUAUGUUUAAAGAAGAGCUUGAAAAAGAAGUCAAAAAAUUUCAUGUGCCUGGCUCCCAGAGCAACUCAAAAGCUGGUGUUAAACGAUCCAAGGUUAAAGAAAAAACAGCAUUAAACAAGGCUCCAACAAAGCUUAAAGCUUCGAUUAAGCAAACAAAACAAGAUGCACAAAAAGCAUUGGUUGGGAUUUGUGAUCCAAUAUGCGCUCAUCAAUGUGUUCAUGGUUGCGACUUUAGAUGUUGUAUUCCUGGUUACCAGGUCGCUAAGCAUAUUCCCAGACCUCCAGUAACUGUAGUACUUCCCGGUUCUUGCAGUCCAACAUGUUCGCCUACAUGCUUCCCUGAAUGUUCCUCUACGUGUUGUGCAGGAGGUGCAGGAGGAAUGUUUCAAUCAAAUACUUGUCCGUAUGGUUGCUCUAGUAGCUGCUAUCCUAGUUGUACCCUGGAUUGCUGUCUAUUAGAAAUUAAAAAGAACUUUCCAUCUUCUCCUCCAGUAAGCCAAGUUCCUUAUUAUGUACAACCACCAGUUCAGAUGCAACCACCACCUCAGAUGCAGCCACCUCAGCCUCAAAAUUAUCUAGCCUUAAAUCAGCAACUGAAUUACAUUGGACCAUCACCAAUUGCGCACGCUACUGCGUUAACGUCCCCGUUAAGAAAUUCUUAUCCUAUAUAUCAAUUGGCACAGCCUCGUAUUCCUAUUUUUCAACAAAAGCCUAUAAUAUUUCCUCAAGUUAAUAGAUUUCAGCCAUUUAAUAGAUUAUCAGCAGUCAUUGCUCCAGUUCCAACUUUUCAAAACCUUUGUGUUCCUGUUUGCAGAACUACAUGCACGCCACAAUGUCCCAUUCAAUGCUGCGUCGGUAUUUCUCGUGAUAUCGAAGCAGUCCAAUUGAGACAAAAUUUUCCAAUAGUUCAACAAAAUCCAUUGGUUUGUCAACCGUUAUGUCGAAACUUUUGUUAUUCAAACUGCCCUAAAAGAUGUUGUGUUUUGAAGAAAAACCAAACUACGCCAAUUAACGCGAUUUUUCAAUCUGAAAGUAUAACCUCUAGAGGCCCUCCUCUUCAAAAAGUAACUCUAGAUAGUUCAUCAAAUUUAAAACAAUCUAUUUCAAACAUAACUGUAGUAAAUAACACAAUUUUAAAAAACAUAACACAAAAUUGCUGUGAGCCCCACAACAAUGAUAAAAAGUCAAAGAUAGCCAAGCAGCUCGAGUUAUUAAAGUAAAAAAUGCAUUUUCUAUGUC
Messenger RNA from Hydra vulgaris (swiftwater hydra), 1361 nucleotides. RefSeq lists its product as uncharacterized. NCBI's taxonomy places the organism in Eukaryota, Metazoa, Cnidaria, Hydrozoa, Anthoathecata, Hydridae. The record is from RefSeq and is a predicted model, not a curated record.